AUGCAACAGCCAACUUGUUCCAACAUUCGCAUUCGUUCCACACAGGAUGCCCACAAAAUAUUCUUCGCCGUCCAGCAGAAGCUCAUGCAUAUGGUCACACGGCGUCUAGAUGCUGAUGAGCGGCAAGCUCUCAAGUCGGGCUGUAUCUACGCCUGGGAAGAGAGAGGCCCCCACAGUGAGAUCACUGGCUUGGGCAUAGAGCGCUUCACUGAAGGUAGAAGGUGGUCGCCGUCGCGCGUUCGUGAUGAGUUUCUGUUUUAUUACGAGAAAUAUUCGCCCACACCAGAGGCAGGGUCAGCUUCAGAGCGGCAGCCACCCCGCGAUUGGGACCCGCUCGUUAAACAGACGUACUCCGUCUGGGUCGAUACAGAGAAAGGACGUAGGAAAUGGCAUUUGACGGCGUACUUUACCCAAGCAACGAUAGACCAGCUUGGCACGAUCGACGACAUUCGAGACGUUCGUGAUCUCGUCGUUCCAGACGCUCUCUUCAAAAGCACACGAGUCGCCAAGAAUCGCGGGAAGCUCGACGACCAGGGGCGUGCUGAUCCAUCCAAGUCCGCUUCAACUGUGACCCGAACAUACGCCCCGUUUCCCUCAUACCCCGUCCAAUAUCCAAGCAAUCCUGACGGCUCAUCUUCGCACGAACCCGUUCUCAUGUACGAGCCAUACAAAAAUGCCUCAGGACAUCGGGACCAUCGUUCCCAGUCGCCUCCCCAGUUUUCUCCUCCUACGACGACGAUCCCCCACCCCCGCGAACAACAGUACUACCGAGGACCCGAACCAUACCAUCAACAAUCUAUGCGCUAUGGACAUACCCCACACGAUAUCUCACCUAGAAGUUUGGAAUCUAGUCCAGAAAUCACUCGACACCAUGGAUAUCGCGGUGCCCAGCCAUCUUCGGCUCCGGGAUCCUAUGCAACGGCUGAAUGGGCCCACCCUCGACGCCAGCCCCCACAAGAACACACGAACUAUCCACGGCAAGAGCCGGCAUCUUAUCCAUCAUAUCACCCAACGACCAAUUCAUUACAAUCAAGGACGGGCUCUCCCCACUAUGUGUACACCUCGGACGAUUCCAGUGCCUACAAUUCACCUCAAUCCCACUCUCCCUACCCGUCUCAGCAGCCGGAACCUCUCCCACAACUCAGUGUUGAGACCGUGGCGGAGCCGCGUCACUCUCCUCUCCCUCCUCUUAACAUUCCAUCCCAGUUAUACCCAGGCACGACAGAUUUAACACCAGCCACAAGCUCCCCGACUCUGAUAGCGGAGACCUGCCGCUCAACUGUGGGCCCUUCUCGUGCUCUUGCUCCUUUGACUGCACUCGCUAGAUCGCAUCCCUACCGAAGAGAGGCUCUAGACGACAGGGCACUUCGCCUCCUUGCACCUCGUUCUCCUCACUUUCCGAUUGUUUAUAAACCAUUUUGGCAGACGCAUAUUGGGAGAUCCUGA
Laccaria bicolor S238N-H82 is the source of this 1446-nucleotide messenger RNA. RefSeq lists its product as uncharacterized. Bases 1 to 1446 code for a protein of 481 amino acids. Gene Ontology annotation, molecular function: DNA binding. The transcript has 8 exons. Lineage: Eukaryota; Fungi; Basidiomycota; Agaricomycetes; Agaricales; Hydnangiaceae. The record is from RefSeq and is a predicted model, not a curated record.